AUGUCAUUUGGCCGGGCUGGAAAGUUUCAGAGACGUCGAGAUUCUGAGUAUGUUUCACCAGAUCAAGUUUAUACAACAGACACAUCAGCCAAUACAUUUGAACCGGGCACUGGUGCGGAGUAUAUGGCCCGUACGAGGGGCACAGUGAAUCAUGGUGGUAAUGCACCGGGUAAUAUUUUGACGAGUAAUGCGUUCAGUACUGAUCCACAUCCGGUCACUUUUCGCAAACAGAGAAGUACCAAAACUGCUCUGAUUGUGGCUCUAAUCCUUUGUUGUGUCCUAAUCACGUUGUUAAUUGUUGCGAUUAUCGUGCUUCUCGCGCUCAAAGUGUUUGUGUUCAAUUCGAAUGACGCAAACAAUGAAACGAGCGUAUCGCCUACUCGGCCAAUAAUCGCCACACUAUAUCCUUUAACCCGCAUAUCAUCGUCGACCAGGUCACAUCCUCAGAUCACUACCUCUCCGACCCCGUAUCCGAAUAAAUCAACAACAUCCACAACACCGCUGAUAACGCUUUCACCGAUUGUUGGCGAAUUCAACCAACGAAACUUCUUCUGCAUGAUGCAACUUCUUGAACAGGCAAAUGCGGCAUACAAUGAUCGCAAUCACUAUCAGUACAUACAAGCCAUGCAAAUGAUUGUUCGUGCUCUUAAAACUACCUUAAGUCAGUCAACACUUGGUCAAUACCUAACUGGUGUUUCGGUGAAUACUCUCGAGAACAGCGUGGAUCUGAACGUACCGUCGCAAAGUGGAAUCGAUGCAGACAUCGUACAUAAUGUGUUACUCAGUGAUCUAGCUGAACUCGAGCAGCACCUCAAUGCGGUGCACAUCGAUCGGAAUAGCGUCUAUGUGAAACAGUCAUGA
Messenger RNA from Anisakis simplex (herring worm), 861 nucleotides. NCBI's taxonomy places the organism in Eukaryota, Metazoa, Nematoda, Chromadorea, Rhabditida, Anisakidae. The record is from the annotation of a GenBank genome assembly.